UUGACGGAAGUAGAGAUUUCCAAAAAAGUUUAAAAGUUGAUGAAAUGUCGUUUUUUGUUUGAUAUACCGAAUGAAACUAUUAAACAGACAUGGCAAGCACAAGUAUUGAUCAUGACGGUGCCCCUGAAUAUGUAUUCAAGCUAAAGCAAGCCAAGAAUUUCAAACAGGAAGGGAAUGAAAAAUAUAAAUUAAAAAAUUAUAAAGGUGCUGUGGGGAAAUACCAUAGAGCCUUGUUAUAUACCAAAGGAAUAGAACAAAAAACAAAUAUGGGUCCCUUGGAGGGUAUUUUGAAACUUGAAGAAAGUGAACAAGCGAGAAAAUAUGAAGCUGUGCCAAAAGAUGUCAUGGAAGAAGUUGUCAAGUUAAAACUCGACUGUUACAAUAAUCUUGCAGCAUGCCUUCUUCAAGAGCAGGUCCCCAACUACCCUAAGAUUAUUGACUACUGUGUAGAUGUGGUUGAGAAGCAGCCAGAUAAUGUCAAGGCUAUGUUUAGACUUGGACUUGCCUACUAUGAGACUGGCGCCUUUGAUAGAGCCCUAUCUGUGUUGCGUCAGGCUAAACAUCAUCCUAAAGGUGAAAAAGAUCCCCAAGUAAAGAAAUACAUACAGCUCUGUGAAAAAAACUUAGUUCAACAGGAUUCUGAUCUCAAAGAUACAUAUAAGAAAAUGUUCAAAUAACACCACACACGCCAUCUUUUGAUCUGGAUCAAGCUUUUUAUCAUCAUUUGAAUUUGGAGCACCAGGAUCAUAAGUGUUGAUAUGGAUUCCAACAUUUUAGACCAGCUCAGCAUCAGCAUCAACUAGAGCAGCCUUAGCAUGGAUCCGCCUGAAGAUCCUAGAGUCGUCUCGAAACAAUAAAUGUGAAUCUUUCAAAUGAUGGAUCACUAGUUGGAAGGAAACAUCAAACUUGAAGAUUAGAUGACUUUUAUGAAAAAUGCUAAUAAGCUUCACAAUUUUUGUAUGGUUCAACAUUCCAGUUAUUUUUCAUUUUGGAAGUUUUUGCAUGAUUGAUUGCACAGUUGCAUUUGCCUUUUAAUGUUAUUUUUCCACAAUUCUUCUGAAUCUUGUAAAAAUUAGUAAUGUAGCAUAUAAUUUGUAUACUUUUUGAUGUAAUGCACAAUUUGCCAAAAUAUGAUGUGUGUUAGAGAUUUUUCUCUUAGUAACUUUUAUUUAUUUACAGUCUUUACUUGUCUAUAUAAUGAAACAUUAUUUUUAGGGCAAAUUAUUUUUAAUUUUGAAAGGAACCAAAAUACAAAAUCAAUGUACAUUGACAAACUUUUAAUUGCUUCUUGUAUUCUUGCGUGUACGAUAAGUAAGUGAAAUAUGCAAGUACAUGCACAUGUACACGGGUGUUAAGCCACGAUGAUACCAU
Messenger RNA from Owenia fusiformis, 1371 nucleotides. The record is from the annotation of a GenBank genome assembly. NCBI's taxonomy places the organism in Eukaryota, Metazoa, Annelida, Polychaeta, Sabellida, Oweniidae.